CAAUUGCUUUCAUAUACUCCACAAAAGUUAGCUCUCACUUAUAUAGCUCGGAGAAUUCGCAAUGGCCCGCCUGCAUUGUUGAAGCUGGCUUGUCUGCUGCUCGCAUACAUGGCGGUGGCGGUGGCUCCGGUGGCUCGAGCCGCAGUUACAUGCAGCCAGGCCCCGUGCAUUCCCUACAUGAGGAGCGACAUGGGACCCAUGCCGGCGUCUUGCUGCAACGGGUUCAAGUCGCUCGACUCGGCAGCUCAGACCAUGCCGGACUGCCAAGCCACUUGCGAGUGCUUGAAACCGGUCUCGGGAAGCAUCUCCGACCUUAACUACGGAGUCGUCGCUGGGCUUCCCGAGAAGUGUGGGGUCAGCAUCCCGUACAAAAUCAGCCCCGGCACGAACUGCAGCAAGUCCCUCAGUUUCUUUUGGACUCGAUGUGGGCUUAAGGGUGAGGCGUGUAAGAUUGUUUGUACCCAACCCCAGCGAAUCUCUGCAACAUCAGUUGCUGAGAGAACAUCUUCUGAAAGAGGAGAAAAUGUUGGUGAUGAUAUCAGAAACAAGGCAGUCAGUAUGACUUGAAGAUAUGCAUACUCGGAAGAGAAUGAAGACAGUGAGGAGGGCAUCUCUUUGACAAGUGGUAGCAACGCGAUAGGUGAUAGUGUGGCCAAACUCGGAGAAGACCUUGAGGAGGAGAAGCGCGAAUAGAUGGCACUCUAUCUGCAGUGAUGUCAUAAUUCUCUGUACAUUUUUUUGCACAAUCCUUGCUGUGCCUACUACAGACUCACGACCGACAUGUUCAUAAAGUUUGCAGACACAGAAGAGAGUAAUACUACCGACGUACUGUGGAUUUACAGUGUGAGGACACCUCUCUCUAGUUACGAUUUUUCUUCCUUCUGUGAUUAUUCAAUAGAGAACUCAAACUAGGAAAUGGAACUGAUAAAUGAGAAGAUGUCUUACA
Molecule: messenger RNA, 946 nt
Organism: Eucalyptus grandis
Lineage: Eukaryota; Viridiplantae; Streptophyta; Magnoliopsida; Myrtales; Myrtaceae
Product: non-specific lipid-transfer protein 1-like
Exons: 4
Coding region: 109-567 (152 amino acids)
Biological process (GO): lipid transport
Cellular component (GO): membrane
Molecular function (GO): lipid binding
Source: RefSeq, a predicted model, not a curated record